CAUACACAAACACAUUCACACUCACACAUUAGAUUAGCGACCGCAUGAGCUACAGUUUCCAUAACCUCAAGUCGUGUGCAUCUUUCUUGUUAAUUGGGAGCGCGCUGAACCUCUGCGUAAUAUUGCUGCGGCCACUUGCAUCUCCAAUCAUUCUUGCGAAGGCUCACCCAGAUCGCCACUUGGAUAUUUCCUUAAAUCUCGUUACUUUCGUGGGUCUUUCUGGGUGUGGGUCAAAUAAGCAUUCAUAUGCAUGAUUGAAUGUCAUUGCAUUGCUCUACGGACUCCAGUUUCCUGUUGUUGCGGAUCACACGCGCGGAACCUGUGGUUAGAUAUGACGCAUCGGUCACAAUAGGAACGCGUCUGGGAGAAGCAGAAGGGUUGAAGUGAGAAGGGAUCUCUAAAUCUGGACUGCACAGGCGAAACACGCUCACCUGCUCGUCAUGUCGAACACGGCGAAGAGCAAAAAGGAAAAGGAAAUCAUUACCGAGUAUGAGAGUCAAGUGAAAGAGAUCCGGUCUCAGUUGGUGGAACAGCAGAAAUGUUUGGAGCAGCAGACGGACAUGCGAGUUCAGCUCUUGCAGGAUCUGCAGGAUUUCUUCAGAAAGAAAGCAGAGAUCGAGAGCGAAUAUUCACGCAACCUAGAGAAACUUGCUGAACGCUUCAUGGCCAAAACGCGCAGCACGAAGGACCACCAACAAUACAAGAAGGACCAGAACUUGCUAUCUCCAGUGAACUGCUGGUACCUGCUACUGAACCAGGUGAGGAGAGAGAGUAAAGACCAUGCCACACUCAGUGACCUUUACCUCAACAACGUCAUUACACGCUUCACGCAUGUCAGCGAGGACAACAUGCGUCUGCUCAAGAAGAGCAAAGAGAUUAUUUUCCAACUGCAAGAAGACCUAAUGAAGAUUCUUAACGAACUCUACACGGUUAUGAAGACAUAUCACAUGUAUCACAGUGAGACUUUGAGUGCAGAGAAUAAGCUAAAGGAGGCAGAGAGGCAGGGUGAACGACAGAGUCGGGGCGGAGAGGCCGUCUUUAGCCUGCGCACUGAAGAUCGCCACCAACGACGCAACGCUGCCCGCAAGAUCCAGAAGAUGAAAGAGAAGCGCCAAGCCAAGUACUCGGAGAACAAACUGAAGGUUAUGAAGGCCCGGAACGAGUAUCUAUUGACUCUGGAGGCCACCAACGCCUCUCUGUUUAAAUAUUACAUCAGCGACCUGUCGCAUUUGAUUGACUGUUGUGACCUUGGUUACCACGCGGGCCUGAGCAGGGCAUUACGGACCUACUUGUCGGCAGAAUACAGCUUGGAAACCUCUCGGCACGAGGGCCUGGAUAUUUUAGAGGGGGCCGUGGAGGGGCUGGAUCCUGGCAGUGACCGGCAGCGCUUUAUGGAGACUCACCCCACAGCAUUCACUCCUCCAGCACGCUUCACCUUUCAACCACACUUGGGAGACCAGGUGAGUCAAAUCACGGCACUGCCUCAGGUGCAAGCCGAGCUCCUUCUCCGAUUCCAACAGCUGCAGUCUCGCCUCUCCACACUGAAGAUCGAAAAUGAGGAGGUGAAAAAGACGUCAGAGGCCACCCUCAGCACUGUCCAGGAUAUGGUGAACAUGGAGGACUAUGAUGUGUCUGAGAGCUUCCAACACAGUCGCUCCACUGAGUCUGUCAAAUCCAGCGUAUCAGACACUUACCUCAGCAAACCCAGCCUGGCCAAGAAACGCGCCAACCAGCAGGAAACCGAGCUCUUCUAUUUCACAAAACUAAAGGAGUAUCUGGAAGGCAGCAAUCUCAUCGCUAAACUGCAAGCCAAACACGACAUGUUGAAGAGGAGCAUAGCGGAAGGAUACAGAGCUGACAUCAUGACAACCAGCCGACGACGAAACUCUCACAGCAGACACCAGGACUCGGGGAAGGCUAUCCCUUUGAUUGUGGAAAGCUGCAUUCGCUUUAUUAAUCUAUACGGUCUGCAACAUCAGGGUAUUUUCAGGGUUUCGGGCUCACAGGUUGAAGUCAAUGACAUCAAGAACUCUUUUGAACGAGGCAACGACCCCUUGACUGAUGAGGAAAAUAACCAUGACAUUAACUCUGUGGCGGGCGUGCUGAAAAUGUACUUCAGAAACCUGGACAACCCGCUUUUCCCCAAGGAGAAGUUCAAUGAUCUCAUCGCCUGCAUUCGAACUGAAAAUCUGUAUGAGCGUGCCCUCUCCAUCCGGAAAAUACUGAUGAUAACACCACGACCAACACUGGUGGUCAUGAGAUACCUGUUUGCAUUCCUCAACCAUUUGUCCCAGUACAGUGAUGAGAACAUGAUGGACCCCGGAAACCUUGCCAUCUGCUUUGGUCCUACUCUGAUGCCCACCCCGGACCUCCUGGACCAGGUCUCAUGUCAGGCACACGUCAAUGAGAUCAUCAAAACCAUCAUCAUCCACCAUGAGACCAUCUUCCCUGACACCAAAGAGCUGGAGGGACCAGUUUAUGAGAAAUGCAUGAGCAAUACUGAGUACUGUGAAAGUCCGUACAGUGAACCAGGAGCGUUUGAGGAAGGAGAACAGGAUGGUGGGACAGAAACACAGACGAGUGAGGAGGAGGGUGAGCCUGUCGAGGCCAUAGCCAAGUUUGACUAUGUGGGUCGCUCUGGGCGGGAGCUGACGUUUAAAAAAGGUGCCCCAUUGCUGCUAUUUCAGAGAGCAUCUGAAGACUGGUGGGAGGGACGACACAACGGCAUAGAUGGACUUAUACCACACCAAUAUGUUUCACUGCAGGAUGAUGAGGCGAUGUCAGACACCCUGAGUCAGAAAACAGACAGUGAGAUCAGCACCACACCUUCAGAUGAAGUGAGCUCCAGACGCUCCCUGACGUCCCCUACUGAACCAAGACAACCAGAAACCUUCAUCAGCCGACACAGGAAGAGGACGGAGGCCCUCCUGCGCCGGGUCCCUGGUCGUCUCGGUGAUGGUCACUGCCAUGGCAACGGGCUUGAGCGCAGCUCACCCCCAGUAACGGUGACUGUAACGGGGCAUUUCAGCCCACGGGAGCUGCUGCGGGGGAACAGUUGUGCCCUGGACAGUCCCGAGCACCACAGACGCACUGGACAUAACGCCACCUCCAACGGCACCGUCCCUGCCAACAUCAGCCGACAUGAAUCCCUGCGCAGAGAGAGGGAGCGAGAGAGUCCUCCAAUACGCCAGUCACCAUCCACACUGCACUGUGGGUUACCUGUGCAACGCUCUCAGACGCUGAACCCUCACAAUAUGACACAGGAAUUAGAGGAAACUAUGAGUCUGGCCUUGAACGAGCUACGUGAGUUGGAGAGGCAAAACGGCAAGACCGCAGCCCCUGACCUGGUGCUGGACACCCUGGAGCAGGUGAAAAGCAGCCCUUCCUGCCCGUCGGGCUCCACCCCUUCCAGUUUAUCUAGCCCAUCUGAUUCCCCGAGCCCCCUCAGCCCUAUUAGCCCCCUUCCUCCUCUGCCCCCACUGCCCGGCCCGUCAUCCCGCCGCUCUAACGACCCUGUGGCCACCUUCAAACCUAUUGCCUCGCCCCGCAUGGGCGUGACGCUCCGCCCACCUGCGCUCCGCCCCAAACCGCCCGUUCUCCCCAAAGCCAACCCACCGCCUUCCCAGCAGCCCCCUAAUCCCAAUCCGAGUUUUGGCAAUGACAAGUCUGGCACUAUGUGAGCCAAUCCAAAGGGUCCAACCGGAGGAAACAGGGUUUAAAACUGAUUGGUCUAGACUAAAGAACGUAAACAGGGUUAUUAUCAAAAUAAUGACAUGAUUGUAUGGUCAAUAACUAGUUUACACGCAGAACGUUCAGCUAAAAUUAGCCUAUAUUAUAUCCAUAAAUGUUGUCAGGGUGGUGUGUGUGUGUGUGUAUUCUCUAAGCGAAUAGGACUUUACCGUGUCUGUGUGUAGAUACAUUUAUGAGGAACGUAUUCAGAGACAGCGGAGAGAGACUGUUUGUACAGGAUGUACUGUUAUUUGAGAGCUGUAGACUGGGAAAUGUAGUUCUUAUCGAGUCCUCAUUGAGUGCAAUGUAUUUUCAAUGCUAUGAUUUUGGCCUUACUACCACAAAGAGAAUGGGGUCGUUCUUUAUAAGUUGCUGCUGCUUUCUUUUAUGCUUCGAUUCAAAUGGCCGAGCUACAGGGAUACCGGUGCCAUUUGGAAAAAUGGUUAUUCACUUAUUAGAAAUUGAUGGGGAAUGUAACUUCAAAGCCACGCACCUAGUCCGAAGAACACAAUGUAUUAAAUGAAUGUUUCACGUUUUUCCACUCUAAAUACCACACUAAGCCUUGAUCACCAGAUAAACCUCCCCCUUUACCGUGGAAACGCAACCCUGAAGACUGACUGGAUGAUGUGGGAGGGAUGGAACUCAUUACAUUCCCAGGACAAACAUGAAAUGAGCUUUAAUAGAAUAUUACGGCAAAAUUUGGUCACAUCAGUCUGAGGUUUCAGCUAACGAAAAAUGGGGAGGACUGCAAAGAAAAUUCAGAAAUUAUGGAAAUUCGCUGGAACGAAUCUUGACUUCUGCCACCAGGCCGCGCCCUCCCUCAGGUCGUUUGCGUAAAAAUUUCCACUGCUGCUCCACUAAUGGACGAUAACAGUGUUCAAUCCUUAAUUUUCAGUGUCCCCUGUGCUUCCAGUGUAUGUACAAUAUCGUCAAUGACUCUCUUUGGAACACACUAACUAUACGUUUAACAGACUCUCCUGUGUGGGUGGGUGGGUUGGUGGGGGUGUUUGCAUGAUAAAGUGGAGUUAGAUGUGUGCCAUUCUGGCCACAGAGUAGUGCAGAGAACUAAGAUGAUAGAUAAUUCAUGCUUGCACAACAAGGAGAGCUGCGUACAUGCAGUAGUGCAUAUGAAAACUUAAAGGGAAAGUUCACUCAAAAAUGAAAAUUCUGUCAUCAUUUACUCACCCUCAUGUUGUUCCAAACCCGUAUGACUUUUUUGUUUCUUUGCUUCUGUUGAACACAAAAAAUGUUAGGCAGAAUCAGAUGUUAGACAGUCUCAGUCACCAUUUACUUUCAAGCUGUGGAAAAAAGAUGCAAUGAAAGUGAAUGGUGGCUGAGACUAACAUUCUGCCUAACAUCUACUUUCUUGUUCCAUGGAAGAAAGGAAGUCAUACAGGUUAUAAUGACAUGAGAGUGAGUAAAUGAUGACAGAAUUUUCAUUUUUGUGUCAACUAUCCCACAAGUUUAAGUGUUUGAGUGUUAGCGUGUGUGUGUAUGUGAGUGAAAGAGAGUUAGAGAGAGAGUGCACUGCGCUUGUAGACAAGAUGUGUGUUUGGGUGUGUGUGUGUCUUUAAGAGAGUGAGUGCAUGAAAGAGGGUGUUUAGUCUGGUGUAAAUAUGCAUGUAGGUGAGGAUAUUGUUUUAUGCCAAUACGAUGCUCUGCAUCUACCAAACAAAGCCUUGGUUCACUUUUUUAUACACUAACAGAAUUAUUGUUUUUCACUUUUAUUGACUGAUUUGCCCUUACGUUUUCUACCUGUUAUAUUUUUUUACUUAUUUAUUGAUUCUGGGUAUCUUCAUUUCUACUGGUGCUCUUUCAUACGACCGCGUCCAUAUACCCCCCGUGCUUGCUGCUGUAUCAGACGGCCACCUUUUGUCCUUUACAAGCGAUCUGCAAAUCUAAGACCAUCAUACCAUCACUCCCACACACACAAACAGACACACGCACACACACUGUGUUCACAUGAAAGUGCCUUUUAGGAUGCAUGUUGAAUGCUGAGGGUGUGUGCUUCCGUCGCUCUCUGAAGGGUCGUUCCACAAGUGAAAUAAUAAAGAUAGAGCUCUUUCCAGAUGUUUAAUAACCUAAAGUAAUAAUAAAUAUGUACAUUUAAUCCAUUGUGAUGUCGCACUUUCAUGUAUAGGACUGUAUUGGCAUGUAGCAUUAAACCAUGUUCCAGUGCAUUUUCAAAACGUGUCAAACUGAAUGUCUUUGAAAUAAAGGAAGUUGAUAUGUCUCAACGAAGUGUCAUCUGUAUCUAUCUAUCUAUCUAUCUAUCUAUCUAGAAUUAAAAAUAUUUAUUUAAUUUUAAUUGGCAAAUGGUUUUAUUUAUUUAUUUUUAUCUAAUUGUAAGCAUAAACAUCAAUAAAUUUGGCUAGAUGCAUGCUAAAAAACAUUUUUGCCAAUGGGGAUAGUUAACAGUGUUGUACUUGUCAAUAAAUAUAGCUGUUAGGUUACAUUCCCUUCGAUUUUCCUUUAAAUGUUAUCAGCCCAGUUCUGUACACAUGCACACUAAUAAUAACCUGUGUUCUUAUUCCAAAUUCUCACUGUUAAA
This is a messenger RNA of Myxocyprinus asiaticus (Chinese sucker), 6280 nucleotides long. RefSeq names its product SLIT-ROBO Rho GTPase-activating protein 1-like. Gene Ontology annotation, cellular component: cytoplasm. NCBI's taxonomy places the organism in Eukaryota, Metazoa, Chordata, Actinopteri, Cypriniformes, Catostomidae. Bases 441 to 3680 code for a protein of 1079 amino acids. The record is from RefSeq and is a predicted model, not a curated record. The transcript is spliced from 22 exons. Gene Ontology annotation, molecular function: protein binding. Gene Ontology annotation, biological process: signal transduction; negative regulation of cell migration.